AUGAACGAGUUGAAGCGCAAGCAGCGCGAACGCCGCAUUUGGUUGGCGGUUUACGUUAUCAUCGGCCUGGCCUACGUCGCGGGUGCACUCAACUUCGGCUUUGAGCACCGCAAUUACGGUGCGUGCACCGGCUUCUUCUUCGCGGUUCUCUUAAUCGCCCUGCGCGUGGCGCUCUUCGUGACACCGCAGCACCGCCUGUACCAGAUUUUCCCUCCCAGCAGCUUCAAUCGCGCGGCAUACCAGACGUUCUUCCUCUGUCUUUGCCUGACUGGGAUCAGUCUGGGGCUGUGGCUCAUGGCGAAGGGCAUUCAGCAUCAUCAAGUCUGGACAGCGAAGUCGUACUUUUGUGGAAUGAUCGGCAUGUGGAUGGCAGCAAAGUGGGCCUUCUUUGUGACGAUGCCCAUCUACGAACUCCGAGAGGACACCCUCGAGGAGGACGCGCUUCUCCGACUUGGCUUCAUUGAGAGAGGGAGAGAGAGGAUAAGUGGCAAUAGUGAGCCGCUGCUGGAGAACCAGGUGUAG
Messenger RNA from Leishmania braziliensis MHOM/BR/75/M2904, 522 nucleotides. RefSeq lists its product as hypothetical. Bases 1 to 522 code for a protein of 173 amino acids. NCBI's taxonomy places the organism in Eukaryota, Euglenozoa, Kinetoplastea, Trypanosomatida, Trypanosomatidae. The transcript has a single exon. The record is from RefSeq and is a predicted model, not a curated record.